AACUUAAGAGGCCAUGCUGAGAUGCCGAGAGACGGAGCUGAUCGCAGCGCUAACAAACAGUUCCGCCAAGUUUGUUUCUAAGACGAGACCUCAUUUAAGGACAAGAAACACACGGGCUCGGUAUAUUGCUGGGGGAGCGAGUUUACAGUAAGAGAGGAGCAGGCACAGAGGCUGCCUGUUAGUUACUUCUGAGACCCUCCUUUCUUCCAGUCUUCAGACAGUGUGUUCAAGGUACAUCAGGCUGCAGCCAGGAUGUUUCACAAGGCAACCAAAGACCUGGCAAAGCAGUUGGCUCCAGAUGGAGAUCUGCUCCCAGUUAGCAGCCUUAUCGACCAAGAUCACUUCAGACCCCUAUACCUCGUUCGAAGGAAACCAAAGAGAUCCUGGAUGACUCAUCAUCGCUACUACAAAACAGGAGUUAGGCUCAGUGACAUUCUGGUACCUGCACAGGAUAACAGAAAUCUAGACGUCCAGGAUUCACACACAAUCACUGUUGAGGAUUGCUCUGAUGGCAGAGUAGAGUGGACUAUUAAGAUGCCUGAAGACUUUGUGAGUAUGGAAGUGACAGGAGCUGCCAGCACCUACCAAGUGAAGUCCAUCAAGAUGAAAACAGCACGGGUCAGCCCAGCAGCCCUGGAGAUUCUACCAAAAGAAAGGAAAAUCAACAUGGACCAUUCCUUCAUUAAGGAUUUAAGGAAGCACAGAGAGAACUUGUAUGUGAUCAAUGAGGCUGUUCAGGCUUUGGAGGAGACCACAUUAUACAAAGCCAACACCAUGGAAGGCAACAUUCGGAAUGACAUCUGUGUCCAUUUUUCAUUAAAGGGCACCAGAGGCAGCAAGAGUGUCAUAGUUAUCCCUAAGGACUGUGUCCUGGCGUUCAGAAUCAAGCCGCUAAUUAUUCAAAGUGAAUCAUGGGGUAUUUCUCAUCAUCCAGAUGAAGAAACAUUUGUUGCAGAAGGUGUAACAGCGGAAUCUGAUUACUUUCCAGAUGGAGGAAUGGAAGGCCUGCAGAGCGACGUUGAAAAGGAAUGUGCAGAGCUCUCUCAGUUGUCCACAGAUCUGCGUGCCAAGUUCUUAAAAUCAAUCAUAGCCGUGAUAAUAAACAGCGACCUCUUGCAAGAACUCAAACUCAAGCUAGAAGAGGCUUUUGAAGAUGCUGAUAAAUGUGAGCUAAAGAGUGAGAAUCCAGACCUGGAAGACCUGCUGAACAAUGUACAGGAUUCUGAAGGAAACACACAUCUUUACCUUGUUGGGCCGGUUCUCUACACUCUACACGCACUUGGUGAGCUAACUGAGGAUCAGUUACUACGGCUGGCACAGUCUGUGGAGAAGCAGAUUGUAUCCAAACAGCUCGAGCUGGUCAAGAGCAUCUUGAAGCAAGAUUUCCACCUGAAACACGUUUUCAGCCUGGAUGCCAAGCUACUCUCCUGCCUGCAAGAGGAGGAACUGAACAUAACCAAGGCAAUGAUAGAGCGAGGUGGAGUAACACUGCAGAGAAAUGGACCUUCUUUCACUGGGACUGGAGACCUGGCUGCUUUUUCAGCCCUCAGUGCAUUGUAUGUAGCCUUGUAUGCUUUACAUCUUCUGUCUAGAUCAGACUAGACAUGACACCUUUCCUCACACUACAAGGGAUGUCAAUAGAAAGACUGAAAAAAUAUUUCCUGAGGUUGAUUAUGGGAAGUGAGUUUUUCUCUACAAAAAGAAUCCCAAAUUUUAUACACACCCACACACCGUAGCAACCUUCCUUGAUCUGGAUGAGACUCUCAUCAUAUCUCCUCAAUGCUGCUUCUAGAUCAGUGGGUGGGAGAAGGGGAUUGUUGCAAGUUGCCUGGCAGCCAAAGGAAGCAAGAAACCAGAACCAAAAAUUAAAACAGGCUCCCUCAUGAGAACCCAUGGCCCAGGAUGUCAUGAGCUUGUCUGCCUGAUUUUGGCAGAACCGGCCAAUGGGAGCUGGGGGGUGGUGCCUGCGGGCGAGAGUUGUGCGGAGCCGCCUGCACGCCUCUGUCUAGCAGCUGGACCUGCUGCGGGCCGCUUCAGGCGCAGCGCGGUUCGCAGUGCCAGGACGGGCGGGAAAUCUGUCUCUGGCACCCCGGCUGUGCCGCUGACUGGGAGCCGCUGGAGGUAAGUCCACAUCCCAACCCUAAUGUUACACUGCAUAUGGAAACGAUCGGGGGGCACAACCCCCUAGAGAACAGCCACUAAUUAUAAGCUGUAAGUAAUGUAGUAAGCCCUCCCCGCUACUCUAGCAGACAACCUGGACCCAGCCUUCUCAGGCCCACUAUAAUGGGAAGUCUGGAACACUAAUUGGAAUAGGCAUGGUAUGCCUGUAUGAGAGAAGGUGCAGGGCGCAGUACUACACAAGAGGCAGAUGGAGUAUCAACACCUUCCACCUUAAUGCCUGGCCCUAUCAGGAAGUGUGUCACCGUAUGUCCUAUGCUUUUCCAGGGAUACCUGGGCAGGAGGAUCCCAAAAGAAAAGGGGGGAAAAAAAGGAAGGUGGAGUGUUCGGAUAUAGAUAUUCAGGCCUGUCUGUAAUCACCCAUACUUUAAGAAUUUAGGUAUAUGUUUAUCACUUCGCUAGUUAUAGAAAUAUAAAAGAAUCAAAAUCACUGUCUGCCGGUGUAAGGGCCUUUUCUCACUGUGACAGUCUGAGGCCCUGUUCUUAAGUUAAGACCUUUGGCUAAGCAGUGGGAGCAGCCAUAAACUGGAAAGCGUCAUGCCAUCACACAUUUCAAACCAGUCAUAUUGAAAUAAGGCAAUCGGGGGCUGUUAGAAAGGGGAUCCAAUCUAUCACCUCCAGAUAAAGGGAAGAGCCUAGAAGAUGUAAAAGGAAAUUUAGUUUGAUAGUUUUCUGUUUGGUAAGAACUCACUUACCAAUAGACAUAGUUGGGAAGCCCUUAUGCCUUUAUAGAUGUAGUUGUGAAAUCCUCUCUUCUGUAUUGUUUUGUCAUUAUAAUUGCUAUUGUUUAUUUGCAUGGUCUCUAUCUAGUUCUGUGAUUGUUUCUGUCUGCUGUAUAAUUAAUUUUGCUGGGUGUAAACUAAUGAAGGUGGUGGGAUAUAAUUAGCUAAGCAAUCAUGUUACAAUAUGUUAGGAUUGGUUAGGUAAAUUUCAGUAAAAUGACUGGUGAAGGUAUAGCUGAGAAUAUUACUAUAUAAAUUAGGGACAAACAGGAAGUAAGUGGGGAUUUGAAAAUAAGGGAAAAGGAACUUGGAUUUAAGCUUGCUGAAAGUUCACUCCAAUAAACAACAAAUUGUUUGCACCUUCGGAGUUUGGGUAUUGUUGCUCUCUGUUCCCACGAGAAGGAGAGCAUAAGGUCACAUUAGGUCUAAUAUAAGUUAGCAUAAGUAAGUAACCUUGGGUCAGAAGAUUCAGCAAUAUGUAUCUUGUGGUAGACUGUUAGAGCACAAAGUAAUAGUUCAGGUUUUAUCUAGCCAGAUUUUGGUACUUUCCUAACAGCGCUGCAUAAAGAAGCAUGACAAUUCCUAUUAGCACAAAUGCUUGCGACAACAGUUGAACCCCAAAACCGGAUAGCAGUAAUGACAAACAUGGACAAGAGGCCAAUACUUAAUCAAAUAUGGUCUCAGAAAUAGGUGGGUGUAAGAAAUGGGUGGUGUAAGUAAUAGGUGCAUAAAAAGUAACCAAACAUGACCCUCAGCAGGUCCUUAGGAUGACAGAAUGUUGGCAACCUUCACAUUAUCUCAUCUUAAUGGAAACCCACAGCCCUGAGGAUUUGAAAGUGUAUACAUGAUGCAAAUUCUCAUGUCAUCUUUAUCCUGUUUUUCUAGUUCUGAUAAGGUGGGGGAGGUAAUAUCUUUUAUUGGAUCAACUUCUGUUGGUGAAAGAGACAACCUUUCAAGCUACAGAGAGUUCUCCUGAAGAGCUCUGUGUAGCUUGAAAGCUUCUCUCCUUCACCCACCAAAGUUGGUCCAAUAAAAGAUUUUUAUUACCUGAUCCACCUGGUCUCUGACACCCUGGGAUAAACACAGCUACAACUCUACAAUUUUCUAGUUCUGUGAUUUUGAUUAUGGUAUUAAUAAAACUCAAUGUCUCUGUUUGUCACCAACAAUCUUCUUCACACUUAAUCUCUAAGUAGCUGCCAAAAAACGAACCUGUUAUUAGUAACAAGUGCAUUUUGCACCCAAAUGAAUCAUAAGACAACAAAGGCCAAACAAACUGACCUUUAACUAAUACUCAAUAAAUAUAGGCUCUCUCUGUGUUUACACUACUAUAUGAAAACCUUCUAAGUUACUUUUACAUUCUAUAUCCUCCUCCUUUUUGUACAGCACUGGUGAUGGUUGGGUUUUGGGGUUUUUUUUUUUUUAUAUGGCUGGGGUGGUUUUUUUGACUGCUUGUAUACCAGGGAGCCCUGAUCCUGACAGGAGCCUCUGGGCACUGCUACAAUACAAAUAAAAACAAUCCCUUUCUGUAGGGUUAUGGCA
Messenger RNA from Gopherus flavomarginatus (Mexican gopher tortoise), 4439 nucleotides. It is a transcript of the gene GSDMA, whose product is annotated as gasdermin A. The coding region runs from base 253 to 1602 and encodes 449 amino acids. Gene Ontology annotation, biological process: defense response to bacterium; pyroptotic inflammatory response. NCBI's taxonomy places the organism in Eukaryota, Metazoa, Chordata, Testudines, Testudinidae. The transcript has 11 exons. The record is from RefSeq and is a predicted model, not a curated record. Gene Ontology annotation, molecular function: phosphatidylinositol-4,5-bisphosphate binding; phosphatidylinositol-4-phosphate binding; phosphatidylserine binding.